AUGACCGAACCCAAACCCGACACAGUCUUCGGCAAAUUGCGACCCCAAUUCAUAAAGCCCGGAACGCGAGGACCCAGCGACAUCAAAGCGAUCAAGAGCCUAGGCUGCAUCGUUGAUUGGCCAUUCUUCAACUUCGAAGCCAAACCCGCCCAAACCGCCAUCCCCCAUGCCCGUAACCAGGCUCAACGCGACUGCGGCGCUGUCCUAAAGUCACUCGUCAAACUGAAAGCAUACGUCGAAGGGCGCGGCUACAAGAAGAAGAUUGGUGCAGUCGAAGCCUUCUGGGUCUUACUCGCUUUGCUGGAACCCAGAAAGUUCAUGGAUGAUGAGGAAGGGCGGGCUGCGCUGCGUGCUUACAGGCACAACGUCUUUGACCAUGGCCUCUUCACCCAUGUCUCCGCCAUGGAGAAGAUAUGGGCAAAGGCCGUCAUGGCGGGAAACCCUUCGAUGAGGACUUUGAUGUGUACGCCUGAAUAUCGGGAUAUGUACAUUUGA
Molecule: messenger RNA, 495 nt
Organism: Letharia columbiana
Lineage: Eukaryota; Fungi; Ascomycota; Lecanoromycetes; Lecanorales; Parmeliaceae
Exons: 2
Coding region: 1-495 (164 amino acids)
Source: RefSeq, a predicted model, not a curated record